Molecule: messenger RNA, 2451 nt
Organism: Pseudocercospora fijiensis CIRAD86
Lineage: Eukaryota; Fungi; Ascomycota; Dothideomycetes; Mycosphaerellales; Mycosphaerellaceae
Exons: 24
Coding region: 1-2451 (816 amino acids)
Source: RefSeq, a predicted model, not a curated record
AUGUCGGACAGGCGAAUGCUGUUGGUAUAUUCGAUCGAUGGCCGGCCAGACACGAGUGUAGGGCGGACGGCGGACGACGACAGACGGCGACGAUGGACACAGGCGGAGAAGAGUCAAUCGCACAUAUGGAUGCAAACGAAACGCACGCACGCACGCACGCACACGGCUGCAAGCCUCACCUUCAUCGAUCACUCACUACUUCACUUUGCGCAUCUCAGGGAGUCAGGGGAACGUUCGUUCGUCGCCGUCGCCGUCGCCGCCGCCCGAAAAGCCGGGCUGCAUCUGCCAUGUGCAUUGUUUGAUUUCUAUUCUGGCUUCCUUCCAAUACAUAUGUGCCACUGCAAUGAUUCCGAACACUGCUAUUCCUGCCAGUACAGCACCGCUGACGAGAACUUCUCAAGCCCUCCCUACGAUCUUGUCCUCGGCUCCCUUGUUCGCUACCAGCAAACCUUGAAAUCGUUCACUCGCCCGAUACUGAGUAGUAGCCCUCCUCGACUUGAAACACCCCCCGACACGAAAAUUCCAAACACCCUCUUGGAACUUUGCAGACGUCGAAUUCGCAAUCGAAUCAUAACUAUCGUGAUUCGCUGCUACAGUGUACAUUAUUGGUACGGAGGCGCUUCCUGCUUUCUGGUUGGACAACCUGCUGUAUUCUUGCGAAGUCUGUCCCCAGCCACUACUAGAAUAGCUCCACAGCACAUCUUGAUCACCUCGGCGUCGAUCAUGACCUUUCCACAUUGGGAAUGUACAUUCAUCCUUCAGCCUUCAGCGAACUACUCCUUCCACCACUUUUUUCUCUCUUCUCCAGCUCGGCAGAUGAGAGAACAUCACUUCAUCUAUGUACAACAGGAUGACUCGUGGCAACUCCGGACGCAAGAUUGCUUCCGCCCCGGGAUCUUGGUCUCGCUGCGCAACUCCCAUGCACCGAAAGCAUGUGCCGUAACUCCACGCCCACUGAACCCAAUCUGCUCAUUGGGCCAGAAAGGCCGAAAACCUUUGCAAUCUGCGCUGCGAUGUGGGUGUGACAAGAAAAAAAAAGCCGCCACGUCUGACGACAGCCUUGCUUUGAAGAAAGCGCAGAUCUUCACAUCACCUUCGCACAAGAUCGUGUGCCAUACGGAAGCAGAUGGAGCCGUCGCUGCCCUCCUUGCUGCAAUCCAUCGGACUCGUGGCGAUGAGCCUCGCGGUACAGGCCUGAGGCGAGACGAGAUGCCUGUCUGUCCAGGUGGCUUCGACAACCACAGCUCGACUUCAGCUCAUUCUGCUCCGGAUCGACGAGAACGACACGCGCAGGCUUCAUGGGAGGCACCAUUUCUCCAUUAUUUCCAUUUCCCAAGGCUGCAGCAGUGUGCCUCCGAACAUCACGACAUGUGGCUUCCAUUCUUCGCCCCGUCGCCACUGCUUCUAUUUCAGGCUGACGCGCGCAAAGGCUUGCUUCCGACUCGGUCUGUAGCGCACAGCUUUCCACAUCCAUCAUUAACAAAGGUAGAAGGUGGGAGGCAGAAGAAGGUGGAAGGUAGAAGGUGGAAGAAGGUGAAAGGUGGAAGGUGGAAGGUGGAAGGUGGAAGCGGGGCGCCUGAAUGGCUUUUAAUAUCCGAUCUAGAGAGGCCUAACCGGUGUGCAAUUGAAAAUUUUGGUAUUCGUCAUAACAGCUCACAGAUUAGCUUCCAGCAGUUCAGCCAUACCAAGGCCCAACAAGCUGUGCCUACAUCCGCAAAGGUCGUCUUGGCUAAGGCGGUAGGCAUCAGAACUACUUGGCGCGAUUUUCGAUAUGUCACGCAUGGCGGGUCUCUGAAUGACUGGAAAGUGGCCCAAACAUCACUUCUGCUUAUUGAAGCAGAAGGCAUCAAUUAUUAUGUCCACGUGAACAUGACGACCGCUGCAGACUCCAAUGCUCCAGCGGCAACUGCACCUCUCCGGAAUCUAAGAGCGUCGGGAUCUGUUGUGACUGCAAGGAUGAGACGACGACGAUUUUGCCACAAUUUCAAAAACCAGAAGUGCUUAUACUCACCGAGCCCAGAGCUGAACCCGACAGCCUUCUUCAAGAAUGAACCCGAACUCAAUACCACAGUCUGGGCACCAGAAGAAAGCGAGUUCGACCCCAAUCUCGGGAAAAUCCUGUCUCAUGUCCUUCGUCAUGUCUCACUUCUAGAACACCAAGGGAUGGUAGCAUGUCUUAGCUUCAUGCAUCAAACGGUAGCUUAUAGCAAACACUCAGCGACUCAAGAGAAGCCCAUUCUUUCCAAUCUCGUUCAAUUCCAACAACAAUACCAAUACCAACAACAACAACCAGCAAAUCAAGGGCAUCAAACCAAUCACAUAAUUCACAUCUCAACACAAGCACCAGCCCCAGUCAAUCCGAUCCCAGGCAUCAUGAUCACCGCAUUCAUCCUUGCUCCAUUCUUGUCCUGGGCAGGCUUUCUCGGAGGACUUCAAGCAGUCAAGACGUGA